GAUGCGGCGCGGUGCGAUGCGAUGCGUCGCGACGCUCGGCGCCACGGCCUCCCUCAGUUAGCCCUGCGCCGUACGGGCGACGACCACGAGGGAAGAGGAAGCGCCGCCGCUUCUCGCCGUCGUGCGAGCCGACGCGACGCGACGACGAGCGCCCGUCCGUCCGUCGAGAGCUUUAGUCCGCGUCCGCACGUCGACUGAAACACGCGACCUACGUCCACCCGGUCCACCCGGUGUAGUGUGCGCGGCUUCCCUCCUUCCUCUUGUUGUUUAAACUCCUCUUGAAGGAACGGCCAAUUCUAUCGGAUCGGAUAACAGAGUCUUUUCGUUUCCUUACCAUUCUCCUUUUUUGUCUCUCUCUCUCUCUCUCUCUCUCUCUCUCUCUCUCUCUCUCUCUCUCUCUCAUUGUCUCUUGUCGUCUUAUUCGUGUCAGUUAUCUGAUAGUACUUCUCCUGCUCCUUCGACAGAUGCUUCGCGAUCCUUUCUAAGAUAUAUGAAAGGGAGGAUGUUUCGAGCGCGUGGAAGGAAGAUUAAGACCGCCGGAAAUUCGGGAUGUAAUAUCCGGCGGCCCUAGUUACACAUAGUGUACGCUAGUCAGCUUUCCUGCCUUCAAAGUUGGAGCAGCUUCAAUACCGUAACGAAGAACGCUCACUUUUGGAUUCAACGAUUUUGAUCGAAGAAUCAGCUCAACGAAGGUCUCUAGAGUGCUCGCUGCCAAACGCACCGACAAAAAGUACAAGAUUCGUUGCCAAAUUUCUCUAUGUGACAACUACCGCCGUCAUCACUUCAAAUUUAUUCCUCUUACAAAAGCUUUAGAAUGCGCUAACAAAAUAACUUCAUCACUACAAUUACCAGAUUUCUAACGAGAUUUCCGUAAGAAUCUCGUGAGGUUGAAAGUACAGAGGAGUUUACUUCGCGAGAAGGUAAAGAGGGACACAAUGAAGAGACUUGUCUUCAACGGGACAAAGUGAUCUUCGAAGAAACGAAGAAGCGAAGACAAACGAAGAAGCUUUGGGUUAGAUCGGGCGAAUCGGGCCGGCGACGGGCCUGAUCGGUGUGAUGGUCUCGGGGUGGUGCCCGUGCGUGCCACUGGGGCGUCGGCAAUCGCCGGCCCAGCAGCAACAGCAACAGCAACAACAACCACCAUCGUCGUCCAGGGCGCCGUUCACCGUCAGCGGCGCGACCGAUCGUGCGGACAUGGUGCAGAUGUUCUACUAUGAGAACCGUGGCAAGUGUUGCAAGAAGCUGCUCAGAUACAAUGGAUAUCCGAAUAAGGUCCUUUUGUUCCCUGAGGAGGGCUGGGCGAGAAGCGCAAGUAGUUCCUACUGGACUCUGACGCCAUUCUGGUGGAGCCGGAGCCGGUGUAAGGUCGUUGAAGUCGCUGGAACAAGAAGGUAUAGUACUCAGGCGAAGAUGGUAGACACGGGUACGGGCACGCUUUAUAUUAUCGGUUCAUUCAAGAGGAUGACUACUGAUCCCGAUUUCAAGCUGUACCUGACGUCGAACGUCUCGUCGAGCGACUUCAACAUGGGCUACAGUAUGACAGGCACACUGGAGCGCGGCUGCAAGAAGACCAACUCCUUCCAGAUGACCCACUUCGCGGUGAUACGGCGACGGGACUAUGAGAAGGCGUACGAAGACCCAAAUCCCACCUAGUGUCCGUCCACACCCACGCUCUCCGAGUGUGGGGAUUGCGAGCAUUACACGUAGCUGGGGGAGCAAAGGGCCGCCAAGAGAAGCGAGAUGCACUUCGCAUUUGCGCUGGAGGGAGUGAAUCCGCCGCUGGAUGGAUCAUCGGGAAGGAAUCGCUACUUAGUGCGAAAUCGAUCACAAAAUCCCGAAGCUCCUGGUGGCAGGUCGGCUCAACGAAGGUAUCCUCGAGGAGAUAGCGUUCGAUCGCGGAUCGCCUGUGAUCGAGAAUCUCUUAGAGAAAUAUGUGUACAUUAGACCGCUAAAUCCUGUUUGCGUUUCUCGUUUACUGCAAAACUUCUAAAAGGAAUGUUGAAGACAGAAAAUAAAUGUGCAUAGACAAAAGCUAAAACGUCAUUAGAAAGUGAAAAAUACGAAGGGAAAGUGGAAGUAAAGAGAUAGUAGAAGAAUAAAUAGAAAAGAAAGGCUAACACUGCGAUUCUAUAUUGAAUUAUCUACAUUUCUCUUUUAAGACAUCAGGAUGAGAGAUAAUCAAGAUAAAGUGUGAAGAAGGAAACUUUAAUUCACAUAGAAUCAACAUUAGCUCGUGAUAAUAAGAGAUCAUGGAGAUGAAAGGUAGAAGAUCAAGAUAAAGGAUUAUGAAGAAAAAGGAAU
Atta colombica is the source of this 2301-nucleotide messenger RNA. RefSeq lists its product as uncharacterized. NCBI's taxonomy places the organism in Eukaryota, Metazoa, Arthropoda, Insecta, Hymenoptera, Formicidae. The record is from RefSeq and is a predicted model, not a curated record. Bases 1057 to 1653 code for a protein of 198 amino acids. The transcript is spliced from 5 exons.